AUGUUGCAAACUAGAAGCAGAAGGAAUGCUGAUAACCAAUUCAAAAUGAUGUCGAACAUUGAAGAAUCUGAAGAUGAAAAGAAAUUGGAGACUACGGAGCCGGCCCCUCUUAUUCUUAGUGAGGUUGAAUCAGACGAUGAUAGUUUAUCGAUAAAUUCCGAUCAUGAUUCAUUCCCUGAUUGGCAAAAAUUGGUAUAUGAACGACUUGGAGCGCGAGACCAAACCACAAUGAAGGCGAUAAUCAUUAAUUUUGAGAAGACUGGAAUUGUAGACUUGUCUAAUAUUGAUUCUAAUUUUUUAGAAAGUUUCAGAACCGCAUUUCUUUCAGCUCAGGUGUAUUUGCAACAGAAGGGAUGUAUCGAUAAGAGCAAUGUCAAGGAACAUUUUGGGAUCACCAACAUAGUGCGAAUACUUUCAGGUCGAACUCUUUAUGAGGAACCGAUUUGUAGUAUUGAGCUACUCGAUCAGUUAAAGCAACCAAGUACACCUCAUCAUUCCUAUAAUUUAUCGCAGGCUAUACAGAAGCCUCCGUACGAAUCUCAGAUUCCGUUGGCAGAGAGGAUUACUCUGUCUGGCCUUGAAGAUUGUGGAUCGGGGGGAGAUUCGACAGAGCAUGAUUCAAAUAAUACGAGGGAAGGACUUCCAUUCUUGGUGGAUGACUUUGAAGUUCCGUAUUCUGAACUGCAAAGCCCUGUGAAGAGACGUAACAACACGGACAAUGAAAAAGAAGAUAGUUCUAAUAUAAAGCGCCCCAGAGUUGCAUGA
Molecule: messenger RNA, 765 nt
Organism: Eremothecium cymbalariae DBVPG#7215
Lineage: Eukaryota; Fungi; Ascomycota; Saccharomycetes; Saccharomycetales; Saccharomycetaceae
Exons: 1
Coding region: 1-765 (254 amino acids)
Source: RefSeq, a predicted model, not a curated record